Molecule: messenger RNA, 880 nt
Organism: Caenorhabditis elegans
Lineage: Eukaryota; Metazoa; Nematoda; Chromadorea; Rhabditida; Rhabditidae
Source: the annotation of a RefSeq genome assembly
AUGGAUAAAACGCUUGACGUUACCAACUUAUCUCCCGGCACUCAGGUGUACAAGUGGACAAUCGACAAGAAAAUUGCACAAGGAGAUUUCAAUUUUAUUUACAUGUGUAAUGGAUCCAGCAACAUGUCUAAUUACAAACAGUUUGCGUUAAAAUGUGAAAGUGCACAGAGCCCUUUGCAGAUGUUGAAAGUGGAGGCGUAUGUUUUACAGAAGAUUGCUAAACGGGGGUCUCGUCAUUUCUGUGACAUAGAAGAUAUUGGAAAGUUUCAAGGAAUUCACUACAUUGUCAUGCAUAUGAUUGGACGAGCAUUAGUGGACUAUAUGAAAACCUCCGUGACUGGAGCAAUCUCAGUCAAUUGUGCUCUCAGCGUGGGAGUUUAACUCAUUGAAGCACUCGAAGAUCUUCACAAUUGUGGUUAUAUUCAUCGAGACCUAAAACCUUCAAAUAUCUGUUUCGGACGGAAAGAUCGUAACGAACUUGGAAAGUUGUAUCUUUUGAGUUUUGGAAUCUCACGACGGUGGAAUUUCGUGGAACCGUCCGAUAUGCUUCGGUAAAUUGCCAUCAGCUGCAGGAACUUAACAGGAAGGAUGAUUUAGAAUCAGCUCUCUACGUUAUUGUUGAAAUGAUCACUGGACAACUUCCAUGGAAAGGUCUUCCAGAUGAUGCUGCAGUUGCACGAGUUAAACAACAAAGUCAGCACCUUGUCCGAUGGAAGAACUCCGUGAAGUGAUGAUUCUAAUUGAUUCCUACAAUUAUUUCACAGCUCCCGAUUACGCUAAUAUCUGCAACAUUCUUCGUCGGGCAAUGCGCAGAAACCCUCAACCAGAACAUCCGUAUGAUUGGGAACAUGGAGGAACUAAUUCACUUGGAGAUUUUUAA